Molecule: messenger RNA, 1836 nt
Organism: Bactrocera neohumeralis
Lineage: Eukaryota; Metazoa; Arthropoda; Insecta; Diptera; Tephritidae
Exons: 1
Coding region: 1271-1792 (173 amino acids)
Source: RefSeq, a predicted model, not a curated record
UCAAGCAAAUGCAACUCUCAAUUUUACGUACUUAAAAAUAUACGGCUCUUAUUGGAUGUCAAAGUAAAGAAUUGAUAAAAAAGGUAAACAAAGAAAUGUCAUAAGAAAACACAGCGACAUGGCGUCCAAGCGAACAAAAUUAAAUUUAAAGGAAAAAAUUAAAAUUUUAGAUGAAUUAAAAGCGGGGAAAAGAUUGCAACAAUCUCAAAGCGUACAAAUAUACAUAAAGCAACAAUUCGUACCAUAAGGAAAAACGAAAGAACGAUAAGAAAGGUGGUUUCAGCCGCCUGUGCUGGGUGCUUUUUACGUGGGUUUUAUGUUCGCGAUGUUGCAGUUUUGAAAGCAGAACGUGCCCUUUUAUGUUGGAUUGAAGACCAUGCAGUAAAGAGGAUGCCUAUCGAUACAAGAUCUAUAAAAGCAAAGAUGCAACAAUUUUAGGUAACAAUUAAAAAUGAAGAACCUUCCACAUCAAUAAAUAGCGAGCGAUCCCAUUUUAAUGCCAGUAAUGGCUGGUUACGAAACCUCCUGAAGAGAAAUUCACUACACAAUGAAAAAGUUACAGGAGAAGGAGCCUCAGCUGAUGAACAUGCGGUAAGAGCAUUUCCUAAAGAGUUCUUAGAAGCAAUAACGUUGGGAGGUUAUGAGGCUCAUCAAGUAUCCAAUGCGGAUGAGACGGCACUCUUUUGAAAAAAAAAAGCGCCUAGUCGGACUUGUUUGGCAAAGCAAAACAAGUGUGUGAAGGUUUUAAAGUAGCAAAGGAGCGUAUCACGUUGUUGUUGUUUAGCAAUACAUCAGGAGACAAAAUGUUGAAACCUCUUCUUAUUAACAAAAAUCUUAACCCUAGGGCCUUAAAAGGUCAGUUAGAAUAUUUUGUUAUAAACACUGAUAUGUAUUUUAACUCGCUAAUUCGUUCCUCAGGUAUCGACAAAACUUAAAAAAAAAACCAAGCUUCCGGUCCAUUGGAUGGCGAAUAAAAAGGCUUGGGUCACAGCUUUACUUUUCAAGGACUAGUUCUUACAACAUUUUGUACGUGAAGUCCGAGAGUAUCUCCGUUCAAAACAACUUGAUUUCACAGUUUUACUAGUCAUAGACAACGCUCCUAGUCAUCCAGACAUUUCUCAUAAAAACGUGAAGAUAAUGUUUCUACCUCCUAAUACGACGUCGCUAAUAUGUACAACCACUCGAUCAGGGCAUUAUUGCUACUUUUAAACGUUAUUAUGUGAAGCAUUCUUUUCAACACAUAAUAAAAGAAAUUGAAACAAAUAAUGAAAUGAAUGUAAUAUCUGCGUGGAAAGCGUUCGAUAUAAAAAGCUGCAUAGACAGCAGAGAAACUGUACUGGAAAACCUGUGGACGGAUGUAGCGGUAAUGCAUACUGAGAAUGAGACAUUAUCUGAAUACGCCGAUAUUUUCCAAGUUUCCCACACGAUCGAAGGAGAAGGAUUCUACGAUAUAACUAUUGAAGAUAUUAAUGAACUUUUCAAAAAUGUUGUUAUUUUCGAUGAUGAGAUUUUGCAAAAUUUUAUAGAAAGCGAUUGUAAUGACAACAAAGAGAAUGAGGAGGACAGGGAAGAACAGUCGAGCGCUGCUGAUCUUUGUGCAUCUUUGAUCCAAAAUGGGUUAAACAUAGCGAUGGAAAUAGAAAAUCAUUUACUCAACUUGGACCCAAACACGGAACGGUCUGCAAGAUUCCAGCGCCAAUUAAAUGAAGCAGUAAAAUGCUACCGUGAGCUGUAUGAAGAAGUAAAAGCAAAGAAGACGCAACGAUUAAUUACUGAUUUUUUUAAAUCUUAAACAUAUUUUAUAUUAUAUCCAUUUUGUUAACAUUCCCAGAAUAC